Messenger RNA from Lactuca virosa, 327 nucleotides. The record is from the annotation of a GenBank genome assembly. NCBI's taxonomy places the organism in Eukaryota, Viridiplantae, Streptophyta, Magnoliopsida, Asterales, Asteraceae.
AUGUCUUCUACCUCACCUACUUCAAGGAAUCAGCUACAAGUGACUUGUGUUCAUAUGCGAGAAAGGGCUGAUAAUGGUGGUGCAUCGGAGAAAUCGACGCCGCAGGAACCUUUGCAACAGUCGGUGAUAGACAAUUCGAUAGCAUUUAGUUCUCCAACGGCGCUGGAUCCACCUGAAAAUGUCGUAGCAAGUUAUCAACGGAAAGAUGGAAGUGCCGAAGGCGAGGUUGUUAGUGCUAGGAAGUCGGAGGCAGCUCCGGCUACAUCCGUCCACCACCAUCAAUCUCGUAUACCAUCACCGUUCUCCACUACCAUCUGUCGUAGUUAG